Fragaria vesca subsp. vesca is the source of this 1342-nucleotide messenger RNA. RefSeq lists its product as uncharacterized. The record is from RefSeq and is a predicted model, not a curated record. NCBI's taxonomy places the organism in Eukaryota, Viridiplantae, Streptophyta, Magnoliopsida, Rosales, Rosaceae. The coding region runs from base 88 to 1146 and encodes 352 amino acids. The transcript has 7 exons.
GAGAGAGAGAGAGAAGGAGAGAGAAGGAAAAAUCUCCCGCCAUCCCGAUUAAAACCCUGAAAGAAAACAAGGGUUGAAUCGGAGAAAAUGGAGCUGGCGGUGAUAGAUCUGAGCCCCUACCUGAAAUCGGAAUCGGAGGGGCAAUUGAAGGAGCUGUGCAGCGAGGUCAGCCGGAGUCUCAGAGAGACGGGAGCUCUCUUAGUGAAGGACCCCCGAUGCACAGCUGAGGACAACGAUCGCUUCCUCGAUAUGAUGGAGCACUACUUCGACUCUUCCGACGACUUCAAGCGACUCCACGAGCGGCCCCAUUUGCAUUACCAGGUCGGGGUGACUCCCGAGGGUGUGGAAGUUCCGAGAAGCCUGGUGGAUGAAGAAAUGCAGGAAAAAUUGAAACAAAUGCCAAAACAAGUGCAACCUGCCACUCCCAAGGGCCCUGAUUGCAAAUGGCGAUACAUGUGGAGAGUCGGUCCUCGCCCUUCCGAAACCAGCUUUAAGGAACUUAAUGCAGAGCCGGUUGUGCCUGAGGGUUUUCCUGAGUGGAAAGAGACCAUGGAUUCAUGGGGGUACAAGAUGAUAUCCGCAAUAGAGGCUGUUGCUGAAAUGGCUGCCAUCGGAUUUGGUUUGCCAAAGGAUGCAUUCACUUCCCUGAUGCAGCAGGGACCACACCUUCUAGCUCCAACUGGAAGUGACCUGCGGCGUUAUGGUCAGGAGGGUACUGUCUUUGCAGGAUAUCACUAUGACCUGAACUUUUUAACUAUUCAUGGCAGAAGUAGGUUCCCAGGGCUUAAUAUCUGGCUAAGAAAUGGGCAAAAAGUUGAAGUUAAAGUUCCUGUUGGAUGUCUGCUCAUUCAGACUGGAAAGCAGAUAGAAUGGUUAACCGGUGGAGAUUGCAUAGCUGGAAUGCAUGAAGUUGUCGUAACCAACAGGACAACUGAUGCAAUCAAACUAGCAAUGGAGCAAAAUCGCAUCUUAUGGAGAGUAUCUUCUACAUUGUUUGGCCACAUAGCAUCUGAUGCUGUGUUGAAACCCUUAGGCCACUUUGCCGAUUCACCACUUGCCAGUAAAUAUCCGCCCAUUCAUGCUGGGGAUUAUGUUGAACAAGAGCUUUCUGUAAUCAAUCUCAAAGGAAACAAAGGACAAGUUUGAGGACCUGUAAAAGGGACUUGUGAUGCUAAAGAUCCAAACUGUAUCUUACAGAGGCCUUUGAGAUGACGUUGACAUGAGUUGGAAUAAAGAAGGUUGGGAGGAUGAUUAACUGUGGUUUAGAACAAGCAUGGAUUUCACAGAAUUAUGUUGAGUCCAAUGUUUAUGUAGUUUCAAUAUAUAUGAAACAUUUUAGUGA